GCCGCUCCGAGGCACCCUCUGGCAGCCUAAGCGGCGGCGACAGCCUGGGCGGACAGUGUGCCGUGCGCAGGCGCGGAGCUAGACCUCGCUGCAGCCCCCAUCGCCUCGGGGAGUCUCACCCACCGAGUCCACCCGCUGGCCCGUCAGUGCUGUCCCCUCGUUUGCCCUCCCUAGUUCCUCCAGUGCCUGCUCUACGCGCCCGGAUGGCGGAGCUGCGGCCUAGCGGCGCCCCCGGCCCCACCGCGCCCCCGGCCCCUGGCCCAACUGCCCCCCCGGCCUUCGCCUCGCUCUUCCCCCCGGGACUGCACGCCAUCUACGGAGAGUGCCGCCGCCUUUACCCUGACCAGCCGAACCCGCUCCAGGUUACCGCUAUCGUGAAGUACUGGUUGGGCGGCCCAGACCCCUUGGACUAUGUUAGCAUGUACAGGAAUGUGGGGAGCCCUUCUGCCAACAUCCCCGAGCACUGGCACUAUGUCAGCUUUGGCCUGAGUGAUCUCUAUGGCGACAACAGAGUCCAUGAGUUUACAGGAACAGAUGGACCUAGUGGUUUUGGCUUUGAGUUGACCUUCCGUCUGAAGAGAGAAACUGGGGAGUCUGCCCCACCAACAUGGCCUGCAGAGUUAAUGCAGGGCUUGGCGCGAUAUGUGUUCCAGUCAGAGAACACCUUCUGCAGUGGGGACCAUGUGUCCUGGCACAGCCCUUUGGAUAACAGUGAGUCAAGAAUUCAGCACAUGCUGCUGACAGAGGACCCACAGAUGCAGCCCGUGCAGACACCCUUUGGGGUAGUUACCUUCCUCCAGAUUGUUGGUGUCUGCACUGAGGAGCUACACUCAGCCCAGCAGUGGAACGGGCAGGGCAUCCUGGAGCUGCUGCGGACAGUACCUGUCGCUGGAGGCCCCUGGCUGAUAACUGACAUGCGGAGGGGAGAGACCAUAUUUGAGAUCGAUCCACACCUGCAAGAGAGAGUUGACAAAGGCAUUGAGACAGACGGCUCCAACCUGAGUGGUGUCAGUGCCAAAUGUGCCUGGGACGACCUGAGCCGGCCCCCCGAGGAUGACGAGGACAGCCGGAGCAUCUGCGUCGGCACACAGCCCCGGCGGCUCUCUGGCAAAGACACAGAGCAGAUCCGGGAGACCUUGAGGAGAGGACUCGAGAUCAACAGCAAACCUGUCCUUCCACCAAUCAACCCUCAGCGGCAGAACGGCCUCGCCCACGACCGGGCCCCGAGCCGUAAAGACAGCCUGGAAAGUGACAGCUCCACGGCCAUCAUUCCCCAUGAGCUCAUUCGCACACGGCAGCUCGAGAGUGUACAUCUGAAAUUCAACCAGGAGUCCGGAGCCCUCAUUCCUCUCUGCCUAAGGGGCAGGCUCCUGCAUGGACGGCACUUUACAUAUAAAAGUAUCACAGGGGACAUGGCCAUCACGUUUGUCUCCACGGGAGUAGAAGGCGCCUUUGCCACAGAGGAGCAUCCUUACGCGGCUCAUGGACCCUGGUUACAAAUUCUGUUGACCGAAGAGUUUGUAGAGAAAAUGUUGGAGGAUUUAGAAGAUUUGACUUCUCCAGAGGAAUUCAAACUUCCCAAAGAGUACAGCUGGCCUGAAAAGAAGCUGAAGGUCUCCAUCCUGCCUGACGUGGUAUUUGACAGUCCGCUACACUAGCCUGGGCUGGGCCCUGCAGGGGCCAGCAGGGAGCUCAGCUGCUCCCCAGUGACUUCCAGUUAACAGUUGUGUCCACGAGAUCCCCACAAAUAAAAGGACAAGUGUGAGGAAGACUGCGCAGCACCACCCCAUAGCCCAGUGGGGUGCAAUGCACAGGCCACGGGCCCUCAUCUCACCUCCAGUUCAGGGGCUGCACCCCCUCACCCCCCAUGGCUAAGCCCUGCAACCCAUCAGGCCAGUAAGCGGGCAAAUGCAGACCCUCCCUGACUGCUGCCUAAACAGAUUCUGGUUUGAGGUUUGACUCUGGACCCUGGCCGUGCCCCUAGGUGGAGACAGGCCUCAUUCUCACCUACCCCCUGCCGCACAGCAGGAGGUGGGCAGAAGGCCCAGGUGCAGAGCAGAGCAUGUGGAUGCACCGCCCAGCUCAGCUCUGGAAGCCUUUGCUACUCAAGCUCCUCUGGCCAUGGAACAAUUCCUCUGAUCGCGUUUGGUUUUCUUCUUCCUUAUUUUAUUUUGCAGAAACCGGAUGGUAUUUUAUUGCUCUGCAAAGAUGUCCAGAAGCCAUGUAUAUAAUGUUUUUUAAACAGAACUUUAUUCCCCGUUGAACUUUCCCAUUCUCUGACAGAGGCCUAGGGCUGUAUCUCUCCCCGGACUGCCACCAGAGAAGGUGCUUGGUGUUCGCCUGCCAGCCCCAGAGCCCUGGAGGAGCCCGCUGCAAAGACAGGCUUUUCUCCUCAGCUGGGCCUGGCAGAGCCUGGGGCAGGGGGAGAGUGGAGACACCAACUUGUGCAGCUUUGAGCCUAGUUUAGCUGGGGCCAGGGAGGGGUGCUACUGUUUUCCAAGUGAAUGGGUCUCAAAGACUUGGUGACCCCAGCCUCAUCUUCUAGGCCUUUUCCACCCAACCAGGCCUGCCAGGGAGAGGAUGAGGUUCAGCAUGUCACAUACCAUCCCCACUGCCACUCAGGGCUUGGGUCUCCAGCUCUGUAACCAGUCCUGUCUCAUUUCCCCAGUCCCUGGGCCUACCAGUCUCAGGCUGUAGGACUGGCUUACUAAAACUGAAAACUCUGCCUC
Molecule: messenger RNA, 2729 nt
Organism: Sapajus apella (tufted capuchin)
Lineage: Eukaryota; Metazoa; Chordata; Mammalia; Primates; Cebidae
Gene: SUFU
Product: SUFU negative regulator of hedgehog signaling
Exons: 12
Coding region: 204-1658 (484 amino acids)
Cellular component (GO): nucleus; cytoplasm
Molecular function (GO): transcription factor binding
Source: RefSeq, a predicted model, not a curated record